Messenger RNA from Hyla sarda, 3361 nucleotides. It is a transcript of the gene RHBDF1, whose product is annotated as rhomboid 5 homolog 1. Gene Ontology annotation, molecular function: serine-type endopeptidase activity. Lineage: Eukaryota; Metazoa; Chordata; Amphibia; Anura; Hylidae. The record is from RefSeq and is a predicted model, not a curated record. Gene Ontology annotation, cellular component: endoplasmic reticulum membrane. Gene Ontology annotation, biological process: regulation of protein secretion; regulation of epidermal growth factor receptor signaling pathway. The coding region runs from base 285 to 2858 and encodes 857 amino acids. The transcript is spliced from 18 exons.
UAUGAGGCUCCUCCUUGUGUACAAGUCCCGGCUGCCGGCGCUGAUAGGUGGAUGUGGAGGGUGUCCCUGUUCUCCAGACUUGUGUGCACUGCAGAAAGUUACCGGAGCCUGGAACCCCCGGGAUUCUUAGCACUAUUCGGCACUUUUUUCACUUGUGGCCCCAGCUGGGAUUUACACUGGGGAGCCCGUGGGAUCUAGAGCCCGGAGCCCGCUCUCUGUCCUACUGUCCUGCCGGGGGAUGAGUGCAGCCCUGUGACUGGUGUAACAAGUGUAAGAGAACAAAGAUGACUGAAGUGCGUCGGGACAGUACAAGCAGUUUACAAAGAAAGAAGCCACCAUGGUUAAAAUUAGAAAUACCAUCUGUAAUUACUACGACAAGCGAGGAGCCGGCCUUUGUUCAGCCCUUCAAGCGCCAGACGUUUUUAAGAAGCGUGAGUAUGCCAGUUGAGAAUACUAGGAUUCCUUCUCCUCCCAAUGACUCGAAACGGCCAAUCUUACAACGACAGACCUCAAUCACCCAGACCAUAAAAAGGGGCACAGCUGACUGGUUUGGAGUAAGUAAAGACAGUGAUUCCACACAGAAAUGGCAACGGAAAAGCCUAAGACAUUGCAGCCAGAGAUAUGGAAAGUUAAAACCACAGGUCAUAAGAGAAAUGGACCUUCCCAGCCAAGAUAAUAUAUCCUUAACAAGUACAGAAACACCACCUCCUCUUUACGUGGGACCAACGCAGUUUAAUAUGCAGAGGAUUAUAGAUCCUUUGGCGCGAGGGCGUGCUUUCCGCAUGGUGGAAGACACUGAUGGCUACAGUAUGCCUCAUACACCUAUUACUCCAGGAGCAACUUCUCUCUGUUCAUUUACAAGCUCAAGAUCUGGAUUUAACCGAUUUCCUAGAAGACGGAAAAAAGAGUCUGUAGCCAAAAUGAGUUUUAGGGCAGCAGCUGCCCUUGUUAAGGGGCGCUCAGUAAAAGAAGGUACAUUACGCAGGGUACAGAGAAGAAGCUUUACCCCAGUUAGUUUUCUUGAAGAAGACACAAUGGAUUUUCCAGAUGAAUUAGAUACAUCUUUUUUUGCCAGGGAAGGAGCUCUUCAUGAAGACAUGUCCAGUUAUCCGGAUGAAGUGUUUGAAUCUCCAUCAGAGGCUGCCAUAAAAGAGGCUGAGCAGAAUGCAAAAACGGAAGACACUGUUGAACGUACGGGGAGUGCUUUGGACAAGAGCGAAUUAGAAAAAAGCCAUUUGAUGCUGCCAUUAGAAAGAGGGUGGCGUAAGACAAAAGACGGACAUCUCGUACAGCCAAAAAUCCGAUUGUGCCAAGAAGUCGUCAGUGUUGGUCCUCAAAAGCGAGGACAGCGCAUAACUAUCCCAGUGAGGAAACUCUUUGCAAAAGAAAAAAGGCCAUAUGGACUGGGAAUGGUGGGAAGAUUAACAAAUAGGACGUACCGCAAGAGAAUAGAUAGCUAUGUAAAAAGGCAAAUUGAAGAUAUGGAUGAUCACCGGCCGUUCUUCACUUACUGGAUCACAGUGGUACAUCUACUGAUAACCAUCUUGACGGUAUGCAUCUAUGGCAUUGCACCUGUUGGAUUUUCCCAGCAUGAAACAGUAGAAUCAGUUUUAAGGAAUAAGGGAGUUUAUGAAAAUGUUAGAUACGUCCAACAAGAAAACUUUUGGAUUGGACCAAAUUCAGAAGAUUUAAUACAUCUUGGGGCAAAGUUUUCACCGUGCAUGAGACAAGAUCAGCAAGUGUACAGUUUAAUUCAGAAGAAAAGAGAAAAAGAGAAGCACUCCGCGUGCUGUGUGAGAAAUGAUAAAUCGGGAUGUAUUCAGACCUCAGAAGAGGAGUGUUCAUCUACUCUUGCGGUGUGGGUAAAGUGGCCUGACCAUCCGAGCACCCCUCAACUACACAACAAAAGUCAUAGGCAUUAUGGAUCAGUUUGUCGCCAGGACCCGAGGUUUUGUGCUGAACCAGCUUCUGUUCCCCCUCAUGAGUGGCCAGAUGACAUCACAAAAUGGCCGGUCUGUACAAACAGCACAAAUGGAAACUACCCUAACCAUCUUCACAUGAAUUGCGAAAUAACAGGCAGGCCCUGUUGUAUUGGAACAAAGGGAAGCUGUAAAAUAACUUCAAGAGAGUACUGUGAUUUCAUGAAAGGAUAUUUCCAUGAAGAAGCAACUUUGUGUUCACAGGUUCAUUGCAUGGAUGAUGUUUGCGGUCUGCUGCCAUUCCUGAACCCAGAAGUUCCAGACCAGUUUUAUAGGUUAUGGCUUUCUCUGUUUCUUCAUGCUGGCAUCUUGCACUGUUUGGUGUCGGUAUGUUUCCAGAUGACAAUACUUCGAGAUUUGGAAAAGCUGGCGGGCUGGCAUAGAAUCUCCAUCAUUUAUAUUUUAAGUGGGAUUACUGGUAAUCUUACAAGUGCUAUUUUUCUGCCUUACAGAGCUGAGGUUGGACCGGCUGGAUCUCAGUUUGGAAUCUUGGCAUGCCUUUUCGUUGAGCUUUUCCAAAGCUGGCAAAUUCUAGAAAGACCGUGGAGGGCAUUCUUCAAACUCUUCGCUGUUGUCAUCUUCCUCUUCACAUUUGGCCUUCUUCCAUGGAUUGACAAUUUUGCUCAUAUUUCCGGUUUUAUUAGUGGUUUCUUUUUGUCUUUUGCAUUUCUUCCUUACAUAAGUUUUGGCAAGUUUGACAUGUACCGAAAAAGGUGUCAAAUUAUAAUUUUUCUUUUAAUUUUUUUUGGACUUUUCUCAGGACUUGUGGUUUUAUUUUAUUUUUAUCAUAUGAAGUGUGAAUGGUGCGAGUAUUUAACCUGUAUUCCAUUUACAGACAAAUUUUGUGAGAAGUAUGAUCUUGACGCUCAACUUCAUUGACACUUGUUAACUAGAGAUUGCAUUUUUAUAAAACAAAUGAUUCUUUUUCUAUGGUUUAAAUAUAUUGUGUUAUUGCUGUUAUUAAAGGUACUGAAGGAAUAACAUAGCCAUUGGAUCCCACCACCUGCUGAAUUUCAGAUCCUUAAUAACUGAUCCUUGUAGCAAUUAUUAAGCAGCAGGCCUGGUCAUCAUAUGCUGUGGGAAAUAAAAUAUUUUUGAUAUAUAUGUAUCCAUAUUAAGAAAAACAAUAUUCUUAAGGUGCACAUUGAUAAUUUAAUGUAUAUAUAGUAUUUGAUAACCUUUGUUAAAUGUGUCAGAUGAUUUUACUGUCUGAAAACAGAACUAUUUGUUUCCUUGUUCACUUUUAUUGAACAACAGUGUGAUGCCUUUUUGAUGGACUAAUGCAAUGAUUAUGUUUUUUUAAUAUUUUUUGUCCUGCAGAACUUUCUGCAGUAAUUCAGCUCAGGGUAGCGUUUUAGCUACUUUAUCUAUAAUAAAAGAAA